Messenger RNA from Blepharisma stoltei, 2065 nucleotides. The record is from the annotation of a GenBank genome assembly. NCBI's taxonomy places the organism in Eukaryota, Ciliophora, Heterotrichea, Heterotrichida, Blepharismidae.
AUGGUGCCACUUAUCUUCCUACUUUUCUUAUCCCUUUCUUAAUUUAAAAUAAUUUUUCCUUAUAUGUAUUUAUUUUAAAAUUUUCAAUUUUUGAGAAAUUCAUAGAGGCCAUAUACUAUAAGAAACAUCGAAACCUAACUCCCCCCCCCCCCCCUCCGUGAGCGAACAAAAAAAUUUUGUUCGCUCACGGAGGGGGGUUAAUUUUUUUUUUAAAAAAAAUUUAUAUAUAAAUUUUAUAAAAAAUAUUUUUUUCGAAAUUUAAAAAAAUCCUAAUUUGCAAAAAUUGGGAAGCAAAUAUUAAUUUAAUUUGCAAAAUUUAUGUUUUAAAACGCAAUUUGUUUAAAAUUAAACAGAAUUAGCUCUAGAUUUCAUUAUACUAAUUAUCACUUAUAUAUCAAAAUUUUUUUCCAUUAAAAUUUUUUCUAUUAAAAAAAAUUUUUGUUCACUCACGGAGGGUGGGUUUUUGGUCAAAAAAAUGGCGAUUUUUCUAAUGGUUUUGUUCGCUCACGGAGGGGGGGGGGGGAGUAAGCAGUGUAUUAUUAAUUUUUAAUUGAAUAAACAAAGGCAAUUUCUGAAAAAAAAAACUUAAACAAGGUAAGUUAGGAGUUUUAUCAAAACGCCUGUCACCACUUAACUAUGAAGGUCCACUUGAUAUUGGCCCAAAUUAUCAAACACUUUGGUUUACAGAGGACCUUGACCAUAUAAACAGGGAUCCAGGCACAAUAAAUAUCCGUGUUCUCUAUAGUCAAGGCAGCCCAACAGCUCCUCUCUUUGUAUACACAGGUAAUGAAGGCCCAAUAACUCAAUUUUAUCAAAUGACUGGGUGGCUUGUAGGAACUUUAGGCCCACAGUACAAUGCUUCAGUUGCAUUUAUUGAGCAUAGAUAUUAUGGGGAAUCAAUUCCAAGUCCAUUUAUCCUUAUAUUUAUAAGCUAAAUUAAAAAGUUUUCCUAUAAAAAAUAGAUUUUUUUUGUUAUUUCAAUUUUAAAUAGCAUAGUUGGAAAUAUCUGAGCACCGACCAAGUCUUAUGGGACUUUGCAGACAUUAUCCAGCAGCUUAAGCCAAGCAACUCCACACCUGUUAUUGUAUUUGGAGGCUCCUACGGUGGGAUGUUAGCUGCCUAUUUUAGAAUUAAAUACCCACAAUUCGUAGACGGCGCCAUUGCAAGCUCAGCACCAGUCCUAAUGCCAUUAGACGUAAAUGGGACCUCAUAUGCAAGGAUCAGUACAAAUGAUUACUUUAAUGUGGACAGAGACUGCGAAGGAAACAUUCAUAAUGGUUUCUUAAUCCUAGACAAUUUUAUUGACAGACCUUUAGUUUAUACAGCCCUUGAAAACAUUUUUAACCCUUGCCAGUCAAUACAAGAACAAGGUGACGUUCUAGCUUUAGAAGAUUUUAUAGCAGACGCUUUUCAGGGAAUGGCACAAUUUGACUACCCUUACCCUACAAACGUAGACAGUCUUUUGCCAGGUUUCCCUGUUAACGUGUCCUGCUCUAUCAUGUCCCAGUUCUCUCAAAACGAAAACAUGUGGCAAGCACUCAUGGGAUUUGCCCAGAUUAAUAACUUGUUUUAUAAUUCGACUGGAAAUUUAACAUGCUAUGAUUUAUAUGGAGGUGGAAGUGGGCUUGAGCCAUGGACCUAUCAGACCUGCACUGAGCUGAUUUUCCCAAUCGGACAAUAUGGGCUGCCAAAUGACAUGUAUCCAGUAAGACCUUGGAAUUAUCAACAAUGGGCCAAAAUGUGUCAAGGCCUCUUUGGAGUGUCGCCAAGACCUGAUUGGGCGCCUAUUAACUAUGGAAUGGGGACAAAUGACGUAAAUAUUACCUUGGCCUCAGCUUCAAAUAUUGUGUUUACUUAUGGAACUUUAGAUCCAUGGGGAGGCGGGUGCAUUCAAGAGCCUAUUAAUGACCAAACAACAGUUAUAGGAAUCAAAGGAGGAGCUCACCAUUUAGAUUUAAGAACGCCAAACCCAAGAGACCCUCAGUCUGUGCUUUAUGCACGCUCCAGAGAGGUAGCGAUGAUAAACCAAUGGAUAUCUCAAGCAAUGGAGAAAUUUUCUAGGUAA